UCCAUUUGUCGGCUUCAUUAUUCUCUACUAUACUCAAUUUUUACUGUCACUAUUUACUCACAGAAAUUCAUGUUUGAUGAUCUCAUCAUCAUUUAAUUAUAUUUGUUUUUUUGCUCUCACUUCUUUCACAAGUAACGCCUAGUGAGUAAAAGAGUGAGUGAAGAGCAUUGGUUAUUAUAUAUAUAUACAAGACAAAGAUAUAUUCAUAUGAUUCAUUGAUGAAAUAAAAAUCAUGGGUUUUUGUUGAUUUUGAAUUUUGAGCUGAGUAGUUGUUUUUGUUGUGGUGGAAGAAGGAGGAAAUGGGGCGUCGGGCUGCCGAGUUUCGGCGCCCGAUUCGACGAAAGUUGUCUUAUGGGAUCUGUUUUCUUCUUGGAGCAUUUUCUGUUGUCGGUUUGGUUAUGGUUUUUGUUCAACAUAAUUACCAUCAAGAUCGGGUCCAACAUACCCUUAUGGAGAGGAAUACAAAGGAUGAACAUUUUCCUAAGGAUAGGCUGAAUUUUACUGAAGAAAUUUUAAGUGCGACAUCUUUUUCAAGGCAAUUAACAGAGGAAAUGGUUCUUGCUAAGGCUUAUGUGGUUAUUGCAAAAGAACACAAUAAUCUUCACCUAGCAUGGGAGCUUAGCUCAAAGAUUAGAAGUUGUCAGCUUUUGCUUUCAAAAGCCGCCAUGACUGGAAUGCCUGUUAACAAGGAAGAAGCCGAACCGAUUAUAAGAAGCCUAUCAACUUUAAUUUUCAAGGCGCAAGAUAUCCAUUAUGACAUUGCAACAACUAUCGUUACAAUGAAAUCACAGAUUCAAGCACUUGAAGAGAGAGCGAUUGCAGCUACAGUUCAAAGCAACGUGUUUGCUCAAAUAUCGGCUGAAGCACUACCGAAGAGUCUUCACUGCUUACAUGUGAAACUUACUUCUGAUUGGCUUAAGAAACCUUCCCUGCAGAAACUCUCGGAUGAGACGAGAAACUCCCUCCGGCUCACAGAUCAGCAUCUAUAUCAUUUCUGCAUCUUUUCGGAUAAUGUACUGGCAACAUCGGUUGUUGUUAACUCAACAGUUCUCAAUGCUGAAUUUCCAAUAAAGUUAGUUUUUCAUAUCGUAACUGAUGGUGUCAACUAUGGAACGAUGCAAGCAUGGUUUCUCAGUAAUGACUUUAAAGGAGCAACGAUAGAGAUCCAGAAUGUUGAAGAAUUUCAUUGGCUGAAUGAAUCUUAUUCUCCGAUUGUCAAACAGCUGCUCGAUUCAGAAUCUCGAGCCUUUUAUUUUGGGGCAUAUCCAGAUGUAAAUGCUGAACCGAAACUGCGGAACUCCAAAUUUUUGUUAUUACUAAACCAUCUUCGGUUCUACAUCCCGGAGAUUUAUCCACAACUUGAGAAGAUUGUUUUCCUUGAUGAUGAUGUUGUUGUCCAAAAAGACCUAACACCACUUUUCUCACUUGAAUUGCAUGGAAACGUAAUCGGUGCAGUCGAAACCUGUCUUGAAGCAUUUCACCGGUACUACAAAUAUUUCAACUUCUCAAAUUCAAUCAUAAGCUCAAAGUUUGAUCCACAGGCAUGCGCGUGGUCGUUAGGCAUGAAUGUUUUUGACUUGAUUCAAUGGAAGAAAGCAAAUGUGACCGCAAUAUAUCAUUAUUGGCAAGAGAAGAAUGCCGACGGCUCACUCUGGAAGCUCGGUACACUUCCUCCUGCACUUCUUAGUUUUUAUGGUUUGGCCGAACCACUUGACCGGAGAUGGCAUGUUUUAGGAUUAGGGCAUGACCUCAAUAUCGAUAAUCGACUCAUUGAAAGUGCGGCUGUUAUUCACUUCAAUGGGAACAUGAAACCAUGGUUGAGAUUAUCUAUAAGCAGGUAUAGGCCACUAUGGCACAAGUACAUAAAUCAAAGUCACCCUUAUUUUCAAAUAUGUGCUAUAGGUUAAAAUGCACAAUUUCUUGAUUGCUUAUAGAUUAUGCAAUCACAAAUUAUUGUAGAGUCAGAAGUAGAUAUUUUUGACUUGAAAUCACAAUAUCUUCAAAUAGAAAAGAAUAAAGUUUUUGCCAUUGUUGUUUUUUU
Medicago truncatula (barrel medic) is the source of this 2041-nucleotide messenger RNA. Its product is annotated as hexosyltransferase GAUT11. Gene Ontology annotation, molecular function: polygalacturonate 4-alpha-galacturonosyltransferase activity. The transcript is spliced from 2 exons. Lineage: Eukaryota; Viridiplantae; Streptophyta; Magnoliopsida; Fabales; Fabaceae. Bases 300 to 1907 code for a protein of 535 amino acids. The record is from RefSeq and is a predicted model, not a curated record.